Molecule: messenger RNA, 690 nt
Organism: Zophobas morio
Lineage: Eukaryota; Metazoa; Arthropoda; Insecta; Coleoptera; Tenebrionidae
Product: pre-mRNA cleavage complex 2 protein Pcf11-like
Exons: 5
Coding region: 1-645 (214 amino acids)
Biological process (GO): termination of RNA polymerase II transcription
Cellular component (GO): mRNA cleavage factor complex; cytoplasm
Molecular function (GO): mRNA binding; RNA polymerase II complex binding
Source: RefSeq, a predicted model, not a curated record
AUGUUUAAUAAAAGUGUUAGUGAAGAUUUCGAACAGGCCAGAAAAGAUUUUAAUUAUGCUUUAGAAGAGCUUGUCACGCCUUCACAACACAUUAUAGGGGCUCUGUCUAUGUUAUGCGACGAGAACUCCCGGUAUGCAACUGUCUACGUUGAGUGCAUUGUCAAGCGUAUUAGGAAAGUAGACAGAGAUCUAAAACUGCCUUCUAUAUAUCUCAUUGAUUCCGUGAUUAAGAAUGCGCCUCACUAUCGUAAACUUUUUGAACCUGAAAUAGUUUCUGUUAUGGGCGAAGCUUACCGUUGCGUAGACGAGCGCACCAAAUUAUUAAUUCUAAAGGUUCGGCAAACCUGGAACGGGAUUUUCUCGGCUGACAUUCUCAAUCGCCUUGAUGCUGUUUUAAGGCCACACACUGCUAAAAAUGGCCUUCCCUCCUCGAAAAGCAGCAUUUAUAUAAACCCCGACUUUGGGAAAUCUUCCACCCGAAAUUUUGACAGGCUCAGCAGGCCCCUUGGGCCUCCAUCCACGCGACAAGCACAUAAAAUUUCUCCUAGCCGGCUCUCUAAAAAGGAGCGUGAUACUCGACAUUUUUUCGGGAUCCCGCUCGAAGCAGCUGGAGCUGGAAGGAGCGCUCCUUGCCGACAAAGAUAAAGUCGGCUAUAAGCGUAGUCAUAGAGUUUUUGGCGUGACUCCAUC